Cryptomeria japonica (Japanese cedar) is the source of this 4433-nucleotide messenger RNA. Its product is annotated as probable LRR receptor-like serine/threonine-protein kinase At1g12460. NCBI's taxonomy places the organism in Eukaryota, Viridiplantae, Streptophyta, Pinopsida, Cupressales, Cupressaceae. The coding region runs from base 1576 to 4266 and encodes 896 amino acids. The transcript is spliced from 5 exons. Gene Ontology annotation, molecular function: protein kinase activity; protein binding; ATP binding. The record is from RefSeq and is a predicted model, not a curated record. Gene Ontology annotation, biological process: protein phosphorylation.
AGAAUGGUGUGGUUGGAGCAAAACGGCUAGCCCGCUAAGUUUAGCUGCUUUUCUUGUAUGUAUUUGCAUGAGCUCGAGGUCGGGUUUGUACAGUACUGAAAACAAUGGAGAAACAAAAUCAGUACAAAUCAGUUUGGCAGUAUCGAGACGGCUGGAGAUGACAGAGCUUAGAUUUGAGAAAAGAUAAGGCUAAACUUGUAGCCUAAUAUGUAUGGGGACAGCCAUAGGUGUAGUACCUAGUAAUGACUGCAGAGGAAGUUUCUCAGUCGAAGGGUUUUAAUCUAUAAAAUAAACUUCAGGUUCCGUAAAAAUGAGAAUCUCUGUGCUUUAGCCUCGAAAGCAUGGAAUAUUAAAGUACCGACAAAGAAACGACCUGCAAACUAACGUUCAGAUCUAAGCAGAUGAAAAGAUUACAAUUAAAGAGUGAAGAAAUACAUCCGUAAGAGUUUAAAAUAUUGAAAUCCUCAGUGUCGUUGGAAGGUGUUAAAGUUAAAAGGUUAAGCAUGCAGUGCAAGCAGCUUUGCAGGUUUUAGCAAAAGAUUCAGGAUCAGAAAAGAAAUAAGAGACAACCAGAAACAGGAAUUGCAAUAAUCCUGCUUCAGUUAUCGGUAAUAACAAUUGGAUUGAAACUUUUUGAAAGUUAUGGUCUCCAUCGACUGUGAACAGAACAAUAAAUAUGAAUUAAUAGAGGCAUAUGACCGACUGAAGCAUAUCGCACGUGCGAAGGGACUUACCGCACACAUUUAUUAGAAUUUGUUGAAGGUAGUAAAUAUGGCUGUCUAAUUAGGUGGCCUUGUGACAAAAGGCUUUGGCAAGUUCCAUGAUCUUUCCGGUCUCUGGGCUGUGUUUUUCUGGGUCUCGUUUCAAUUUUCGUCUUCCUGACGGCCGCCAGCAAAUUUCUUCUGUUCACAAUGGCUGGCUUGGGAGUCAGAAUUCCAGGCUGGGAUAUUUCUGGACGAUAGAAAAAACAUUAAAAGCAUUGUGGGUAGGUGAGAAAGGCGUUUCUUUCCCGUCUGGCUGGGAAGCAAUUUAUUCGCUUAACAAGGACGGCCCAAGAAGUCAUCAUAAAUCGAGCAUUGGGAUAUCUCGACAGCCGGGAAAAACGCCGGUGAAGGUACGUCGACGGCAUUAUAUUCAGGUCCCAGUGCCCAUUUUUCUUUCAUUUCUUGAACAUUGUGUUUUCUAUCAGAGUGACGUUGGUGCUUCCAUUGAAGGGUGAAGGGCAUUGUCGAUUGCGUAACUGUGGCGAAAUUUCUACUAUGAAAAUAAACAGCUGGGGUCUACUGGGGGAUAGUCAAAGCUUUGGAUGCGAUUGUCAUGUCGUCAAUUGACGGGAAAUUCUAGAAACCAAAAUUUUAGCAGGGAUCUCUAACGGGUAUUCAGCCCUUUAGGCGACAUCAUUGCCAUGUGACCGCGGAGGACUGUUUGAUUGCCCUUAUCUUUUGCAGAGCACAAUGGUAGAGCAAUCAAGUAUGUAGGAAUGGAGUGGAGAAGAGCUGCUGCGUUCUUAUUGCCGUGCAAUCACUUUUUCCAACGGACAGUUCUAACAACAAUGCGCGAAACAUUUCCGGAAGAAUGAUCAGGUUAGUGCCUACCAUGAGACCGUGUGGCUUAAACCACAGGCUGUCUUGGUGGGUUAUCUUGUUUGUUUCUUCUUGGAUUUUCUCGUUAUUUGGCGUCUCCAAUGCUGCUCAGCAGGACGAGAUAAUUGUUCUGCUCGACUUCAAGAGCGAAAUUUCAGACCCGUUGAAUGUGUUGCAGUCAUGGAUGUCCUCUGAUGCUUCCCCGUGUGGCUGGACUGGUAUAACAUGUGACGCAGAUGGCAAUGUGGAGAAGAUCAUUUUACAGGAUUUCCAUCUCAAUGGUACCAUUUCCCCUGCACUAACCAAGCUGAAGCAAUUAAGGGCACUCUCAUUAUCUAGAAAUGGUUUUACUGGGCAAAUUCCUGUAGAGUUAGCAAAGAUCGGUUCGUUGUGGAAGUUGAAUCUGAGCCACAAUGCGUUUUCUGGACCAGUUCCUCCUGAUUUGGGGAAUUUGUCCAGCCUGCGCAUGCUAGAUUUGUCCGGCAAUUUCCUCAGUGGAGCUAUACCACAGCCCCUGUUCAAGUACUGUAACAGAUUGCGCUACAUCUCUUUGUCUAAUAAUAGCUUAUCUGGUCCCAUUCCUACUGAAAUAUCACAAUGUGGAAGGCUUGAGGGCUUCGACUUCUCGCUCAACGAUCUUACUGGGUCUUUGCCUACAGAGCUGGGCAACUGCCGAAGCUUGCGGUUGGUGGAUCUCGGGGGGAAUUCAUUUUCAGGGAGUCUUCCUCAAGUGCUUCUCAGUUUUAGUAAUCUGUCGCACUUGGCUGUAGAUGGAAAUUCUUUCACAGAAGGCCUACUUCCCGACAUUUUAACUUUGCAAAACCUGAAACAUUACAAUAUUUCCCAUAAUAGGCUUUCUGGGAAAAUUCCUGUAAUAACAAAUUGCAGUAGUUCUCUUAAGGAAAUUGAUCUGUCUGCAAAUAACUUUACAGGAGAAAUUCCUUCGAGUCUUACUUCAUGUAAAAGUCUCACAGUUCUUGAUUUAACCAACAAUAAGAUUACUGGUAACAUUCCUUCAGAGAUUGGAAAUUUGGCUUAUCUCGAGGUGCUCAGGCUGGGAGGAAAUAGUAUAAAUGGUUCAAUUCCGUCAGAGAUUGGAAACAUUGAGUUUCUUCAGAUUCUUGAUUUGCAUGGUCUGGAUCUCCAGGGUCCUAUACCGGCAGUACUUCCAAAUUGCAGAUUUCUUUUAGAGCUGGAUCUCUCGGACAACACUCUUGAUGGUCAUAUCCCUGAGAAGCUUUACAAUAUAACGUAUUUGAAUCUGCUGGAUCUUCAUAGUAACAAAAUAGAUGGCAGUAUUCCUUCAAAUAUUGGCACCCUCAGCAAAAUGAGAUAUCUUGAUUUGUCCGAUAACAAGUUGACUGGAAUGAUACCUCCUUCCCUGGGCAAUAUGGUGCAAUUAGGUUAUUUCAAUGUUUCAUUCAACAUGCUUCAGGGGCGUAUACCUAACAAUCCUGUAAUGCGUAGAUUUGGUAAGGUACCCUUUGUGAGGAAUGCAGGAUUAUGUGGGCCUCCAUUGGACACAAUUUGUGAAGGACCUGCAUCAGCACCAUCACCAAGUCUUUCUGGAGCUAAAAGAACAAGGCUAUUAAGCGUGUCUGCAAUCAUUGCCAUUGUGGCAGCUGCAGUUAUUGCUGUAGGCGUAUGCCUAAUUACAUUAAUUAAUGUGAGAACCCUUAGAAGAAAAAAGGCGGAAUUGCUUGUUUAUGAGAGCACGCCACCUUCUCCAGACUCGAACCUGAUCAUAGGAAAGCUUGUUCUCUUCAGCAAAAGCCUGCCAUCGAAGUAUGAAGACUGGGAGGCAGGGACCAAGGCCUUGCUUGACAAGAAAUGUUUGAUAGGAGGUGGUGCUAUUGGAACUGUGUAUAAAGCAUCUUUUGAUGGAGGACUGACUAUUGCAGUAAAGAAGCUGGAAAUAUUAGGCAGAAUCAAAGUCCAAGAAGAAUUUGAACAGGAGAUUGGUCGACUUGGCAACCUUCGACAUCCUAAUCUUGCCGCACUACAAGGAUACUAUUGGUCAUCAACCAUGCAACUUAUUUUAUCUGAUUUCAUUCCUAAUGGAAAUCUUUACCAUCAUUUGCAUGAAAGGCAUCCAGGGCAAUCACCCUUGUGUUGGGGCAGACGUUUUAAGAUUGCCUUGGGAACUGCUAAAGCACUUGCAUAUCUUCACCAUGACUGUAAGCCUCCAAUAUUACACUUUGAUAUCAAGUCGACAAAUAUUCUUGUUGAUGAUGAUUUUGAGCCUCACUUAUCAGAUUAUGGGCUUGGCAAGCUGCUGCCAAUGUUAGACUCUUAUAUAUCUGCUAGUAGGAAGUUUCAUACUGCUGUUGGCUAUGUUGCACCAGAACUUGCCUGCCAGAGCUUGAGCUCAAGCUUGUUAACAGAAAAAUGUGAUGUAUAUAGUUUUGGGGUGAUUCUGCUGGAGCUCAUAACAGGUCGGAGACCGGUUGAAAGUCCUGAUUCUGAGGUGAUAAUUCUUUGUGAGUAUGUGAGAUCUUCUCUUGAACGAGGGGAUGGAGCAGCAUGUAUUGAUCCAAAUUUGCUGCAGCAGCCUGACAAUGAGAUCAUGCAGGUCUUGAAAUUGGGGCUUAUUUGCACUGCCCAGACACCGUCCAGAAGGCCCAGCAUGGCAGAGGUCGUUCAGGUUCUUGAGUCAAUCAAACCCAAUUUAGAGUUGCAAUAAGUAAGAAAAUUUUAUUUGGAUUUUUGGGGGCUUGGAUUCAGCUUCCUGUAUAAAAUGCAGAAAGUAUUUUGAUUCUACGCAAAUUUUCAUUAAGAUUUUAGAUUUUUUUAUUAAUUUCAAUGUAAUUCCAUAUUUGUUCAAGAAUGAUAAAGAUUCCAUUUUUCUCA